AUGAACGCCCAAGAGAUGUACCGCAAGAUGCUCGCCCAGCAGUCGCAGUCGUCCGACGCGCCGCCCUUCAAAGUCUCCGCCCCGGCCCUCUCGAUCCCCGACGACACCACCCUGGUCGUCUUUGGCGGCACCAACUGGGACAACCUCGGCAAGGGCAAGGAGGCGCACACCAAGUCGGCGCCCAACCUGAUGGGGCCGUGCCGGCUGGUGCUGCCCGGCGUCAAGGUGGCCUUCGUCGCGACCUCCUCCUGCUCCUCCCACUGCAUCGCCCUCUCCGCCAGCGGAGCCGCCUAUGCCUGGGGCCGCAACCAGUGCGGCCAGCUCGGGCUGGGCGACACGCUCACGCGCGCCGGCCCGACCGAGGUGACCGCGCUGCAGGGCACGCCCCUCUCCGCCGCGGCGACCGGGAAGCACCACACCCUCUGGCUCGGCGCGGAGGGCGACCUCUUCGCGAGUGGCUCCUCCAAGGAGGGCUGCGUCGGACCGUCGGCUGACAAGAGGCGCGAGAUGGAGGCGACGCCCGUCGCCGUGCCGGGCCUGGCCGCCGGCGCGGCGUACGUGGCGGCGGGCGGCGCCCACAACCUGGUCAUAGACCGCGAGGGCACCCUGUGGGCGUUCGGCUCGUCCGAGUGCGGCGUGCUGGGCAACGGGACGGACGGGCAGUACAACAAGUCGGACUCGUCGAUCAAGCUGGCGUACGCGACCGAGGCGGCUCCGCUCAAGGUGCCAAAGCUGGCGGGGCGAAAGAUG
Messenger RNA from Emiliania huxleyi CCMP1516, 750 nucleotides. RefSeq lists its product as hypothetical. The transcript is spliced from 2 exons. NCBI's taxonomy places the organism in Eukaryota, Haptophyta, Isochrysidales, Noelaerhabdaceae. The annotation marks the transcript as partial. The record is from RefSeq and is a predicted model, not a curated record.